UGACGUCACAGGCAGGAUUUCCGGUAGCGGAAGAUCUCUGUCAUAUCGAGUCGCGUUGUGGCCCGUUCGUCGAUGCACGACAAGUUCGACCGGAUAGAAGUAUGACAGAAGUGGACGUAGUGGUGCUGGACGAUCCCGUCCCGAAGGAGGAGGUGGCGCACUUCCUGGCGCCAGCGAUCCAGCACAACCCGGACGGCUGGGGCCCGUGCGAGCUGCCCGAUCAGUUUAAGGACAUUCCUUACCAGCCAUUUUCGAAGGGAGACAGGCUGGGCAAGAUCUCCGACUGGACGACACCGGCCUUCCAGGAUAAGAAAUUCCCAAACAAAUAUACAUCGCAGUUUGGUUCCGGUAGUCAGUAUGCUUAUUAUCACGACGAAGACGAGACCACUUUCCACUUGGUGGACACCACUCGCGUGCAGAAACCACCGUAUCAACGUGGCCGCUUCCGUCACAACCAGCGCAACUUACGCGGUCGUGGCGGUCAACGUGGCGGGCUGAGUCAAAUGCAGCAGCUAGGAAAGCUCAAGUUGCGAGAACGGGAGCGUAAGGGACAAGCGAAGCGCUGGGGUAGACAGCAAGGUCUGCGUAAUCACAAGAAUCAACCCCCCAUCAAGAUUCGAGACGCCUCCGUGACGGUGCGGCCCGACUGGAUUACCAUCGAGGAGAUGGACUUUCCGCGAUUGGCCAAGCUCUCGUUGCCUGGCGUGAAGGAUGGCGAGGAUAUACUGUGCUGCGGUUCCCUCGAAUAUUACGACAAGACGUAUGACCGCGUGAACGUCAAGAGCGAGAAGCCGCUGCAGAGAAUCGAUCGCAUCUUCCACACGGUCACGACCACCGACGAUCCCAUCGUCCGUAAGCUGUCGAAGACCGAGGGUAACGUUUACGCCACCGACGCGAUUCUGGCAACCAUCAUGUGUUGCACGCGCAGCAACUACUCGUGGGACAUCGUCAUCGAGAAGAUCGGCGACAAGCUGUUCUUCGACAAGCGCGACAACACCGAGUUCGAUCUGCUGACUGUGAACGAGACGAGCGUCGAGCCGCCGCAGGACGACGGGAAUUCGUUGAACUCGCCGAGGAACCUCGCCCUCGAGGCGACCUUUAUCAAUCACAAUUUCUCGCAGCAGGUCCUCAAGUCGAACGAGCCGCGCUACAAGUUCGAGGAGGGCAAUCCGUUCAUCUCGGAGGAGGAGGAGAGCGAUGUGGCAAGCGUGGCUUAUCGUUAUCGCAAGUGGGACCUCAACAACGGCAUCGUCCUCGUCGCCCGAUGCGAGCACGACGCCGUGAUGCAAGGCCCCAACAACGAGAACCAAUUCUUAACGAUUAAGGCAUUGAACGAAUGGGACUCAAAGCUGGCUAAUGGAGUCGAGUGGCGUCAGAAGCUGGACACCCAGCGCGGCGCGGUUUUGGCCAACGAAUUACGAAAUAACGCCUGCAAACUCGCCAAGUGGACGGUUCAGGCGUUACUCGCUGGCUCGGAUCAGCUGAAAUUCGGAUACGUGUCGCGGGCUAUAGUACGAGACUCGAGCAAGCAUGUAAUCCUUGGUACGCAGCAGUAUAAACCGAACGAGUUUGCGACACAAAUCAACUUGAACAUGGACAACGCAUGGGGUAUCUUGAGGUGUAUCAUUGAUAUUUGUAUGAAGCAGAAGGACGGCAAGUAUUUGAUAAUGAAGGAUCCGAAUAAGCCAAUGAUUCGGUUAUACGAUAUUCCUGAUAAUACCUUCGAGAGCGAGGGUGAAGAGGACGAGGACGACGAUGAACCUGUUAAUGACGCGUUUCAAAGUUAAUAGCAACAACACAAAUAUCAUCCUUAAUCGUGCAUUUGAUCGGCCCGAAUCUUUGUAGAGAUACAGGAGAGAGGAGUUCUUGCAAAGAAAAUAAAUGAGGAGAUUUAAGCACAAUUUAA
This is a messenger RNA of Camponotus floridanus (Florida carpenter ant), 1906 nucleotides long. RefSeq names its product eukaryotic translation initiation factor 3 subunit D (gene eIF3d1). NCBI's taxonomy places the organism in Eukaryota, Metazoa, Arthropoda, Insecta, Hymenoptera, Formicidae. Gene Ontology annotation, biological process: translational initiation. The record is from RefSeq and is a predicted model, not a curated record. Gene Ontology annotation, cellular component: cytoplasm; eukaryotic translation initiation factor 3 complex. The transcript is spliced from 3 exons. The coding region runs from base 102 to 1787 and encodes 561 amino acids. Gene Ontology annotation, molecular function: translation initiation factor activity.